Molecule: messenger RNA, 2511 nt
Organism: Andrographis paniculata
Lineage: Eukaryota; Viridiplantae; Streptophyta; Magnoliopsida; Lamiales; Acanthaceae
Product: COP1-interactive protein 1
Exons: 3
Coding region: 215-2392 (725 amino acids)
Molecular function (GO): actin binding
Source: RefSeq, a predicted model, not a curated record
AGAUAAAAUGAAGCCACGCCCAUAUAAUUUUCAUGCUCUCUAAAAAUUUCCUCACCUAUUUCUCUCUCCCUCCCUCUUGCCCGCUCGCGCUCUGGCGAUCUGCUGCCGCCGAAAUUCACGCGAUUUGAUCCUGAGAAGUGAUGUUCACUUCAUUUAACAUGGUGUCAUCCUUGUGAUCCACAAUUCAGGGGAGUGGCUGAGAAUCAAAGAAGAUAUGACUAAGCAUAGGUGGCGCAAUUCCUUGAAAUCCUUCAUUAGGAGCUACAUUGAUCCUGAAAAGGAUGAGGAGCUUAAAGGGGCGAAAGCAGAAAUUGAUGGCAAAGUGCGUAAGAUCUUAAAGUUUCUCAGAGAAGGCCAUGAUGAUAUGAAAGAGCAACUUCCAGAUCUGAUUGAGGAAUUCCAAAAUAACUACCAGUCUCUUUAUGCACGUUAUGAUCAUCUGACAGAGGAGUUGAGGAAAAAGGCGCAGAGCAAGCAUGGGAAUGACAGUUUCUCGUCCAGCUCAGACUCAGAUUCGGAUGAUGAAUCUCCAAGGGAAAAGAGCCACAAGAAUGGUAAAGCUCAAGAUAAUUUAGAAAAUACUGCUGACAUCAAGCAAGAACUUGAAGCUGCAUAUGCAGAGGUUGCUGACUUGAAGAGAAGGUUGGCGGCUGCCAUGGAUGAAAAAGAAGCAUUAAAUCUGGAACAUCACAAUGCUUUGAGCAAGGCAGAGGAAACUGAGAGAAUUAUUAUGGAUUUGAGGAAUGAGUGCGAAAAUUACAAUGAAGCAAAUUCAAAACUUUCGAGCGAAAAUGCUGAAUUAGUGCAGAAGCUUGAGGAGACAUCGAGAUAUGUUGAUGAUUUGAGAUCCAUUAACAGCCAUUUGCAACAAGAAAAAGAUGCCCUCCAACUUGAACUGCAAGCAGAAAAUGAGUCUCUCUUGCUGAAAGUGAAAGAUCGGGAGCUGGAUCUCAGUUCGACGAUCAAUCUUAAAACUGAAGUUGAGGAACAGUUGAAAUCCAAAAGCCUGGAAAUUUCAGAAUGCCUCCUUCAGAUAGAGAGUUUGAAACAGGAAUUGGAGAACAAGAUUGCCGAGCAACAGAAAACAGUAGAAGAGAAGGAGAACCUUGUGGUACUAUUAAAGAAUCAAGAGGAUAAGAUUUCUGACUUUGAAAGGACUUUAAUAGAGAGAAGCAAUGAAGUCACUGCCAUUCACAAGAAAAUGGAGGAUGCACAGAAUGAAGCAGCCCUCCAAAUUGGUGUCCUCACGGAUCAGGUCAAUUCCUUACAACUGCAGCUAGAAUUGCUGCAGUUGGAGAAAAGCCAAAUGGAAGUUCAAAUAGAGAGAGAUAAAGAAGAGUCUGAGGGGAGUUUGGCUCUAGCCGAGAAACAUCAUACUGAAUUGACUGAUAAGAUCAUAGAACAGGACAGAGUGCUCAAAGAAAAGGAUUGUGAAUUAAUCAAAUUGAUUGAGGAGCACAAAAAACUUGAAGUUCAGUUGCAAAACUGCAUGGGAAGUCUCAGAUCUUCUGAAGAGAAGAUCAAGGAGAAGACAGAGCAGUUCGAGAAAGACAUUGACACUAAAAAACAGGAAAUUGAGCAACUCGAAGAACAAAUAGAUGACCUGAAAAGCGAGCUGGAGAUUAAAGCAGAUGAAAUGACCACGUUGGUAGAGUACAUGAGAACUACUGAAGUCAAGCAACGGUUAAUCAGUCAGAGGCUCCACGUCACUCAACAGGAGCUCGGCGAGAAGGAAGAGAUCCACCAGAAAAGAGUGGAGAAGUUAGUGGAAGAGAAAAGGUUGAUGGAGGAGAGGAUUGCGACAUUGUCAGAGAUAAUUGCUGUUUACAAAGAUGCUCAAGCGAAACUGGAGACAGAAAUCUCUGACAAAGUAAACCAUGCAAUUGUAGGAACUGAUACAUUUAGUGUGAAGUUUGAGGAGGACUACGGUCAUUUAGAGUCCCGAAUUUAUGAAAUACAGAAUGAGCUCAAGGUUGCUGCAAACUGGAUUAUUGGAAACAAUGUGGAGAAAGAUCAGCUGAAGAAGGAAGUUACCAGUUUGCUUCAGCAGCUCGAAGAUGAGAAGCAACAAGUGCGCCUAUUGAAAAUGAAGAUCGAAGACUUGGAGAUGAUAUCACAAAAGAAUGAAGAAGAAAGGAAUAGCCUAAUUAAAAACAUGAAACAACAGAAAGAGAAGAUGGAAGAGCUGGAGAAAGUGAUAGGAGAGAGAGAUGCAAAGUUGAGAGAGUUGGAAAGAAAGUUGGAGGAGAAAGACGACGGCAUGUUGAACCUGGGAGUGGAGAAAAAAGAGGCCAUAAGACAGCUUUGUAUCUUGAUUGAUCAUCAUCAAAGUCGAUACGACGAUCUCAAAGACAUGAUCUUGAAAUCAAGAGGUAGGAGAAGGCUUAGAUAGCCUCUUAAAGUUGCCUUGAAUGUGAUGAUCGAUUGAUUAUGGGGUAUAAUCAAGUCCAAAAUCUCAUUUUGUAUUUUCAAAAUUUGUGUUAUUGAUUAUAAGUUUAGGGUUUGAUUUGU